ACAACACCCUGCUACAUCAUUCACAAUGAAGGUCGGAAAGCCCAAAUCCAAGCGAGUCCCGGUGCGCCUGAGGGAGAAAAUUCACAAAGCUUCGGCUGCGAAACAGCGGAAAGCGAGAAAGGAGGCGAAGAAAAACCCGGAAUGGCGGUCGAAGCUGAAGAAGGAUCCCGGAAUCCCUAAUUUAUUUCCAUACAAGGAGAAGAUCCUUCAGGAGAUCGAGGAGAAGCGCAGGUUGAAGGAGGAGGAAAAUGCGAAACGGCGGGAGAUGGCGAGGGCGCAAAAGUCGGGUGCGGCGCAAACCCCGGAUGACGGUAUCGAAGACAGCGAUGCGGAGCCCAUUGAUGAUAAUAUGAGCGAAGAAUCUGUAGAGGAAGAUUCUAUGCAAGUGGAUGAGUCGAACCCCAUGGCAGCUCUCCUGGCUUCCGCAAAAGCUCGCGCCGCGGAGUACGAGAGAAAAAAAGCCCGUGACGACGACGUAAUGGAAGACGACGAAGACGACGAUAUCGCUGGGUUCGAUGACGUGGACGGUGAUGAUGACGGCACGAGCGCCGUCCACAUUCGCAAGGAUUCUUCACGGAGAGCUUUUGACAAGGUUUACAAGCAAGUCGUAGAGAACGCCGAUGUCGUAUUGUACGUGCUGGACGCUAGAGACCCGCAGGGCACACGAUCAAAGGAAGUGGAACAGAUGGUCAUGGCAGCGGAUGGCGGAAGCAAGAGGAUGAUCUUUGUGCUCAACAAGAUCGACUUGAUACCCCCAACCGUCUUGAAGUCAUGGUUGUCCCAUCUCCGUCGUUCGUUUCCCACCCUACCCCUCCGCGCAUCGAAACCCGCUCCGAAUGCGAAGACCUUCGAUCACCGUGACCUGACAAUCAAGGGCACAUCCGAAACGCUCUUUAAAGCACUGAAGACUUUUGCCGAAUCAAGAAAUCUCAAACGUUCGAUUAAAGUCGGCAUCAUUGGAUAUCCCAACGUUGGCAAAUCUUCGGUCAUCAACGCCCUUACCUCGCGCCUCGGUGGGCGAACCGGAGCGUGUCCAGUGGGUGCAGAGGCAGGUGUCACUACCAGCCUUCGUGAGGUGAAGCUCGACAACAAACUCAAGCUGCUCGACUCCCCGGGUAUCGUCUUCCCAAACUCACCAGAAGCGAGCAAAACAAGCAAGGUCGAGGAGCAAGCGAGGCUUAUCCUUCUCAACGCCAUACCGCCCAAGGAGAUUGAUGACCCUGUACCAGCGGUAACGCUGCUGUUGAAGAGGUUAUCAGCAUCGCCGGAACUGUUUGCCAAGCUCAUGGACGUGUACGAUCUGCCACCAUUGUACGUUGUCAAGGGAGACAUGACCACAGAUUUCCUUGUUCAAGUGGCGAGAAAGAGAGGCCGCCUGGGCAAAGGAGGUGUCCCGAACCUCCACAGUGCUGCCCAGACAGUUAUCACGGAUUGGCGCGACGGCCGAAUUCAGGGAUGGACAGAUCCACCUAAGUACAGCGCCGCUACUGCACCUUCUGGCCCAGCUUCUGUUUCCAAGUCUACUGGUUUAGUAGGAGAUCAGAAGGAGAUCGUCAAGGAGUGGGCUGCCGAGUUCAAGCUCGAGGGCCUGUGGGGGGACGAGCCACAAAACUCGGGAGAUGCGGAUGCGAUGGAGACAUAGUGUUUAACGAGUUUUGACUCACAUGGCAUAUGAUCAAGAUGUCCACGGACGGCGAAACUGGCGUUAUGGCGGAGGGCAGAUUCUCUAGUACCCUUAGAAAACAUGGGAAUAUCACUCAAUAGAGUCAGACAAUGAAUGAGCAGAAUCGUUCGG
Messenger RNA from Westerdykella ornata, 1795 nucleotides. RefSeq lists its product as uncharacterized. Gene Ontology annotation, molecular function: GTP binding. Gene Ontology annotation, cellular component: nucleolus. NCBI's taxonomy places the organism in Eukaryota, Fungi, Ascomycota, Dothideomycetes, Pleosporales, Sporormiaceae. The transcript is spliced from 3 exons. Bases 26 to 1642 code for a protein of 538 amino acids. The record is from RefSeq and is a predicted model, not a curated record.